This is a messenger RNA of Chara braunii, 553 nucleotides long. Lineage: Eukaryota; Viridiplantae; Streptophyta; Charophyceae; Charales; Characeae. The record is from the annotation of a GenBank genome assembly.
AGGCCCACCAAACACUCCUGACAAAUGGCAUGUUUAUUACAGGCCAACACGAAAGAAGAACGGGCACCACAGUAGACCAUGCAAUGCCAUGCAUUCAGUAUACCGCCCAUGCCGGUAAAAUGGACAUAUAGUGUCCGGAUGCAGAGGGUGCCUGCAAUCAGGAAAGAUGAUGAUGCUCAUAAUGGUGAUGAUGAUGAUGGUGAUGAUGAUGAUGAUGAUGAUGAUGAUGGUGAUGAUGAUGAUGAUGAUGAUGAUGAUGUUGAGGAUGAUGAUAAUGACGAUGAUGCUGAUGAUGAUAAUGAUGAUGGUGAGAUGAUGAUGAUGACGAUGAUGAUGAUGAUGAUAAUAAUGAUGAUGGCAACCGCCGAUGAUGAUGAUGAUGAUGAUGAUGACGGCAAUGAUAAAACCGAAGCUGGUGAUGAAGAUGCCCUCUUACGAGCUGAUGAUAAAGCUGUCGCUGACGAACAUGCUGAUGAAGAAGCCCACUUACUAAUUGAUGUUGUCCCGAUAAGAUGACGCAGAACCUUUCUUAAAACAAACACACUGGAUACGA